Frieseomelitta varia is the source of this 1567-nucleotide messenger RNA. RefSeq names its product phosphatidylinositol-glycan biosynthesis class F protein (gene PIG-F). Gene Ontology annotation, biological process: GPI anchor biosynthetic process. Gene Ontology annotation, cellular component: endoplasmic reticulum membrane. The transcript has 3 exons. The record is from RefSeq and is a predicted model, not a curated record. Bases 740 to 1438 code for a protein of 232 amino acids. Lineage: Eukaryota; Metazoa; Arthropoda; Insecta; Hymenoptera; Apidae.
UAGUAUUUUAAUGCCUCUAGCGGCUAGCACGUCCAGCCUUAGUAUACCAAAGGCACGAAUAUUACAAAUCGUAAGUGGAUGCCGCUUAGCUACGGAUCAAGUGCGAUGUCUAGGUUAAGAUUGCACCUCUAGAAUGGGUGCCGUUUCUUGGCGCAAGCUAGAGGUUCCUAAUAAAUCAAGCGUCUGAGGUUAGGGGUCGCCGACAUCAACCCUAUUGAUGAAUCUGGCGGUAACUCGAAGACGAAUACACUCCACCUUCUAUAUCCUUUAUAACCUCACAUUAUACAUAAAAUCAUCCGCUACAGAAAUUUCACCCUUAGUACCAUCCACGAAUUGCAAAUUGUAUAUUUUCAGUUAUUUAUAGCUGUAUCUAUGUACAAAAAUGAAAAGUCCUGCAAGAGCAAAGGAAACAGUUCCUUCUUUCAGUAACCGAUCCACUAGCUUUUGUUUGAUCUGCGUGACAUUCUCAACCAAUAGAUAUUCUUAAAUUUAAGAAUGGAUUGGAAAUAACCAAUCAGACCCACAUUUUUUUCGAGGAAUUUCUUAUCUCUGUACAACACGUGUUGAUGCAAGUUAUUGUUUCGAAUCUUGUGAUUAUUGAGUUAUUACAGUUGAGUUCGGCCUAGGCAAGAAAAGUGUGACAAAACAUGACGAUAUAUUAUACAAAACUAGUAUUAUAUCAAGUAUUAAAUUAGGAAGGAUUUAUUUUAUAUUGCACCAAGUUAGGAAGAUAAGAAAGAUGAUCGUUGGAAACAAAUUGAGUCAGAGGUUGUUAUUGUCAUAUUGUUCAUUUACUUGCAUUUAUUUUCCUGGCAUUUUGAUUCUACUUAAGCUAAAUGAUAACUUAUAUAAUGUGGGAAAAUAUAAAUUUAUUCCAGUACUAUUAAUUCUGCUUUUUGCGGAAGUAAUUAAAUUGAUGUUUCCUAUGUUUCACUCUGAAUCAACACUUAUAACAAAAACUGAAUUAAGAACAUCUUCAAGAUAUAAAAGGACUUGGUCUAAGUAUAUGAAGGAAAUUAUCAAAUUUCUUUUAGCUGGUUUUCUUUUGUCCGUCAUAUAUUACAUUGUAAUUAUACUGUUUGGUGCACCAGUAUUUAUGCGCCAUGAAGAAACUACUAUGCUUACUGCCACUUUGAUUACACUCACGUUUAUUCCUGCAAGUUUCCAUUUAGGAGUGGAUGGUGCAAUAGAAAUAAUAACAGGAGGACAAUUACAGAAAGGCAAUGUUUUAAUUGAUGCUUUGAAGACAAAUAUUCAAGCUACUCUCUUAGGUACAUGGUUAGGUGCUAUUGUGAUUCCAUUAGACUGGGAUCGACCAUGGCAAGCUUGGCCAAUUCCAUGUGUUUUAGGUGCUCUUCUUGGUUAUACAGUUGCACAUUUUAUUACUCUUGUAAAAACACUACCUAUGUUAAGAUUAGGUAAAAAAGUUCAUAGAUAAAUAUCAGUGAUUAUACACUUAGACAAAUAGCUAAAAUUGAACAUUAUAGAAUUGACAAAUUUUAUACAAACAUGUUUGUAACAAAGUGAUCUCUUAUACUAACAUAGUUUUGAACAAAUGACUCAAUUU